GUUACGGAGCAACGAAGUAACAGGCCAUACACAGAAACCACGAUGCGUUUCCUGACCGUCCUUGCUGUGUCACCUGCUCUGAUGGCUUUGCUGCUCACUGGUCAAUUUGGAACCCGCGUUGAAGGUAACUCCCUUGAUCCAGCCUGCAAGACUCCGAGUCAGCCACUUUUUGAAGAUGUCGAGAGUUUAAACAACACAAUACUGUACAUAUACAACGAAACUAGUAGGCUGUGCUCUAAUGCUCUGAUUGACAAGAACCACAACAAUACGUUUAAGUCCCGCUUUGAUUGUGUGUCUCUGUGCAAAACGGGGCAGGGGGCUGAAGGAUGUGUCGGAGAUCCAGUGAACGCCUGCAAUAAUUCCGAUAUUAAAAGUUACCUUGCAUCGAAAUUGAAGACUCCGUAUGGCUCAGGAAAUGACUCUCAAGAUAAGCUGGACGGAGAAAGCUCCACUGAAUACUUCUAUGUCCCUGGGUUGGACGAUCCAUUUGAAGCGUACUUUUACAAUGUGACUGCAGAGAAAUGUCAAGAGUACUUGGCUUACGAAUAUCCAAACAGAAGCCUCGUAACAAAUUUUUUCUUGGAUGAGGAGGUUUGUGAAGAAGAGUGCAGUGGUUUCAACACAUCGAACAUUUACGGGAACAAUAGCAACCGGAUGACUUAGGGAGCUAAAGCUCAUGGUGCUGGAUGUUUCGUCCUUCAGAUUGGUUUCCAUCCCUGCGAUUCUACGGUCAUUGUUUCACUGAACAGCAAAUAAAUAGCAUUU
Dermacentor silvarum is the source of this 765-nucleotide messenger RNA. RefSeq lists its product as uncharacterized. The coding region runs from base 43 to 663 and encodes 206 amino acids. The transcript has 5 exons. NCBI's taxonomy places the organism in Eukaryota, Metazoa, Arthropoda, Arachnida, Ixodida, Ixodidae. The record is from RefSeq and is a predicted model, not a curated record.